AGAUACCUGAUUCCAGAGCUUUGCAAACAGUUUUACCAUUUGGGUUGGGUCACUGGGACUGGAGGAGGAAUUAGCUUGAAACAUGGCAUAUGCCAUUAAUUAAAUCAAGCAGCUUUCUGUGUGACUUGAUGUAUAAAGAAUAUUGAUGAUUGGACUGCAAGAAUACACUUGUCUUUGGUCAAAAGCAGAACAGUAGAGUUAAAUAAAUGCCAAUUUCUAUAUUUUGUGUUACCAGCAAUGAAAUCUACAUUGCUCCUUCAGGAGUGCAAAAGGAACGGAUUCAGCCGGAAGAUAUGUUUGUUUGUGACAUCAAUGAACAGGACAUAAGUGGACCUCCGCCAUGUAAGAAUCUUAAAAAAAGCCAGUGUACUCCUCUUUUCAUGAAUGCUUACACAAUGAGAGGAGCAGGUGCAGUGAUUCAUACCCACUCAAAAGCUGCUGUCAUGGCCACCCUUCUCUUUCCAGGACGAGAGUUUAAAAUUACCCAUCAAGAGAUGAUCAAAGGAAUAAGGAAAUGUACUUCGGGAGGGUAUUACAGGUAUGAUGAUAUGUUAGUGGUACCCAUUAUUGAGAAUACACCUGAGGAGAAAGACCUCAAAGAACGAAUGGCUCAUGCAAUAAAUGAAUACCCCGACUCCUGCGCAGUCCUAGUCAGGCGUCAUGGCGUGUAUGUCUGGGGAGAAACCUGGGAGAAGGCCAAAACCAUGUGUGAGUGUUAUGACUAUUUGUUUGAUAUUGCUGUAUCGAUGAAGAGAGUUGGCCUGGAUCCUACACAGCUUCCAGUUGGAGAAAAUGGAAUUGUAUAAGCCAAAUGAAAGUUUAACGAUAUACACAAAGUUUAUCUUAAUUAUGACUCAAAUGAAACUUGACUAUUCUUUUUAAUGAAUUGAACAUUUCUGUGAUACUAUUAAUUUGUCACUAAGUACAAGAUGGCCACCCUGAAUCUCUUCUGACAUUGGAUGAUAUUUGCUUAUAUUUUUGUAAUUUUAAAUGACACUGCAGUGGAAUAAAAAUUAUUUCAUAAUGAA
Molecule: messenger RNA, 1028 nt
Organism: Neogale vison (American mink)
Lineage: Eukaryota; Metazoa; Chordata; Mammalia; Carnivora; Mustelidae
Gene: APIP
Product: APAF1 interacting protein
Exons: 6
Coding region: 207-806 (199 amino acids)
Cellular component (GO): cytoplasm
Molecular function (GO): metal ion binding; methylthioribulose 1-phosphate dehydratase activity
Source: RefSeq, a predicted model, not a curated record